AUGCAUCGCACCGCGGUGGUUCCCUGUGCGACGCCGCCGCGCGCGACGCGCCGGCUCGCGCUCGCGCUCGCGCCGUGCGCGGUGACGACGGCGCCGCGCGCGUGGGCGGCGCGGGAGACGGCGUCGACGAUGACGCCCGGGACGAUUCGUAAACAGAUUUUUAACGACGCGCGAGGACGGGCGACGACGUACCCGCCGUGGAUGCUCGGUGAGUGGACGUGCGCGACGACGUUCGUGGACGCGAGUUUUCCGCGUCGAGACGUGGACGCGCGCGCGCUGGCGAGGGUGCCGGACACCCCAGGGUUUCGCGCGUUGAGCGUCGCGCGCGUCCCGGACGUCGGGCGGGAGGGAACGAUCGAACAUCGCGUGCGGUUCGUGCGCGUGGACGGGAAAACGAGGGAGGAUGUAGGGUUUAAUUUGAUGGAGAUCAUCGACGCGUACGUCGGUGCGGACGCGGUGGAGGCGGUGACGACGGACGGGGACGACCGGACGACGAUACGGCUGAAGCCGCGCGCGAGUCCGAACGCCGAACGUAUCGAGUUGUUCACGAACGCGCGCGAGAGUGGCGUGGAGGGUGAUGCGUUUUACGUGCGCGAGAGUUUUCGACAGGUGUCGCUGGGGUACGGCACGGAGUACGGGAACGCGCGCGUCGCGCCGACGGAUUACGAACACCGCUGGACGUACACGCCGCUCCCAGACGUCCCGGGCGGCGCCGUGGAUGAGACGAACGUGAAUAAGGUGCACGUGAAGCUCGUCACGGCGGCGUACGUUCAGGGACAGGACGCGCUCAGGCUCACGGCGUCGUCGAAUCCGCGCGGCGCGCCGGUUCCCAAACUCGGAGACGCCGCCGGACUCGCGUUCGAGCCAGUCAUCGUGUACACGCACGUCUCCCUCCUCGAGCGCGUGGGAUGCGUGCCGUGA
Messenger RNA from Ostreococcus tauri, 921 nucleotides. RefSeq names its product unnamed product. The record is from RefSeq and is a predicted model, not a curated record. NCBI's taxonomy places the organism in Eukaryota, Viridiplantae, Chlorophyta, Mamiellophyceae, Mamiellales, Bathycoccaceae. The transcript has a single exon. The coding region runs from base 1 to 921 and encodes 306 amino acids.